Messenger RNA from Prorocentrum cordatum, 4835 nucleotides. The record is from the annotation of a GenBank genome assembly. Lineage: Eukaryota; Dinophyceae; Prorocentrales; Prorocentraceae.
AUGAGGCUUCAGACCUCGACGGCCCCGAGGGAGACCACCCGGCGGCGCCCGACGGAGGCCGGCGCCGCGCCAGCGGGGGAGGCCGAGGCCGCGCCGGGCCUGCCGAGCCUGGGCUCGGCGCUGCACCUGGCGGGGGGCUGCCGGCCGUGCGCCUUCGCCGCGCAGGGCGCGUGCAAGAGCGGGGCGCUCUGCAGGCAGAGGCCGCUGGCCGCCUGGCGGCCUGGCCCGCGCGCCCUGGCCAUGGACGCGCCGCGGGUGCUGGAGCUCAACCUGCUGCUGUCCGCGUGCGCCCACCUCGCUCGCAGGGCUGGGGAGGUCAUGCGCGAGGUCCGGGCGGAGGGGCAGCUGGGGGCCCACAACAAGAAGCUGGAGGGCGACGAGAGGGACGCCCAGGCCAUGGACCCCGCCGAGGUCCUCACCAUCGCGGACACCCGCUCGCAGGACGUGAUCGUGUCGAGCCUGCGCGACAUGUUCCCGGGGAUACGGAUCGUCGGCGAGGAGGACGAGGCCUCAGGCGGCAAGGAAGCGCGAACGCGGCUGUCCGAGGUGCCGCCGCUGCCCCGCAUGGAGGUGCCGGAGGCGCCACGGCCGCCGCUGAUCGUGGACCAGGAGAAGGCUCGGACGUCGGAGCUGAUCGGGAUGGCGGCCGACGCCACGUGCCUCACCUGCCCGGGCCGCCGGCGCGCGGCGGCCGCCGCGGGCAGCCAGGCGCGCGCCGCGGAGACCCCGCGGGCCGCGCCGGCAGCGGCCGGCGGCCUGCCGGCGGAGCAGCGCGCGCGGCUGGCCGACUUCCGCGCGCUGCUGGGCCCGGGCGGCGCGGAGGCGGACGAGCAGCUGCUGCUGCGCUUCCUGCGGGCGCGGCGCUGGGACCUGGCCGCUGCCAAGGAGCAGUUCGAGGCCGCGCAGCGCUGGCGCGCGGAGAGCGGCGCGGACCGCCUGCGGCGGCGGGCGUCGGGCCCCUCGGGGGCCGAGGUGGCGAGGGCGGCCGCUCGCGACCCGCGCCUGUCGAGCGGCGGCGUGGAGCGCUUCCCCGAGCAGCGCCUGGUCGAGCGGCACGACAAGGAGAGCGUCUGGAGGCGCCUCAGCCCGGUGGCCUACUUCGGGCACGACCGGGAGGCCAUCGUGGACGGCUUCGUGCGCCUCCAGGAGGUGCAGGCCGCGCGCAUGGCGGAGGCCAGCGCGCUCCUCGGGCGCCCGGUGACGUCGCAGGUGAUCAUCAUGGACCUGGCCGGCAUGGCCUGGAAGCCCCACCCGCGCAGCCUCGCCGUGUUCCUCACGCUGGGGAUGCACUUCUUUGUGAACACGCCGUGGGUCUUCACGGCCGUCUGGCGGGCCCUGCGCCCCGCGCUGGACCCAACCACCGUCUCCAAGAUGCACAUCCUCGGCUCCGACUUCCGGGCGGAGCUCCUGAGGCACAUAGAUCCCGGGCAGCUGCCCAGGGAGCUCGGCGGCACCAACGACUUCGACGUACUGUGGUCGCCCAUGGGCUCCAGCGAGCUGGAGGAGCUCCUGGGCCGCCACAGGCAGGAGCCCACGGCUGCGCACCCGCCGGAGACCGCCAACGACCAGCCAGCGCACCCGGCGGGCACGAGGUUCCGGGCGCCGGAGGGAUGGGGGGUCUUUCAGGCCAUUGCCAAGUCCUUCACCUACGACGAUACGUGUUUGUGGGUGGACCCGCUCGAUGGCACCAUUGAGGUGGCGCACAUUGGCAGCUCGGCGGCGCGGCGUGUGCGACGGGCCAGGGCCGCUGCAGCUGCGGAUGGCGCAGUGCGGCUGGCGCGUGAUCUGUCCGCGCACCGCGCCGAGCGGCUGCGAAUCGCAGAAGAGGCUCUUGGUGCAAUCGCGGGCGGCGACGGCAACCUGGCCAACAGGGCCCAGCCCUUCGCCCCCACUGCCGGGCUCCACGCGCAGACCGAGGGCAUCGCGCCACGGUGCUGGGACGCCCCUGCGGCUGCUGAUCGCGACGGCGCGUGCCGGCGCGCCCCAGGGCCCCCACGGGGGAUGACUGCCCUGGCAGAGGGCGCGGCGGCCGUCGAGGCGGAGGUGAGCAUCUACAUCAACGAGUGGCUUGUGGAGCUGCAGCGGUGGACGGCCUCGACGGCGUCUUACGCCCCCCUCGCUCGCAGCCGCGGGCGCUUCGAGAGCAUCCUGAAGCGGACCGCGGAGCUGGAGCGGAUCACGAGGGCCUGCAACGAGCUUGCCGCGGCCGUGCUCGAGCGCGUCGCCUCCGUCACGUGGCCGCGACUGGCCGCCGCUGGCGUGGCAGCGGCGUCGGUCUGGAUCCCCGCUCCGCCGCGGGCGGCCCCGCGGGGCGCGCGGAUUGGGCAGCUGCGCGAGCUCUGGGCGGGCGUCUCUCGGGACGCGGCCAGUGCCCAGCGACCAGCUCGAGCCCAUGCCGGAGCCACGCAGCCAGAGCCCGCGCGAUGGAACCUGGCCAGCACUGGCGCCAUGGACCAGGACUACGACAGGUUCGACCUCGUGGUGGCCAAGCUCAUGAUACCGCACAUUGUCCCCGGCGUCGCGCAAGCGCAGGAGCGCCACUGGGGGGGCGCCUGGGCCGAUUUGUUCGGCCACGCGUGGGCCGAGCUCUUCGCGAGGAUCGGGGCGCAGGCCCACCGGCUCCCAGCCGCGCCUGUGGACGUGUUCCGGGUGGAGCUGAGCGACGCCAAGGCGGGGGCCCAGCUCUCGGCCCGGAUGCCUGCGGCCGCGGGCACGCGCUCUGAGCAGGCCGCUGCCGAGGUCCCGCGCUGCGCGAGGCCUCCUGCGACGCCUGGCCCUGCGCAGCUGGUCCAGGCCCGCCACCAGCUGUCUUGCAGAGGGGCCGCUGGGGUCUGUACGAAGUGCACGGCCUCGGCGAGCUCCGAGGCCGCUCUGGCCAGACUGGAGCACACACAGCCCGUGCGCCCUCGCGCUUAUGGGGCCCUCGUGGCGCGCGCGCGAGCACUGCGCCUGGGCUCGGAGAGGCCGCGGCGGGCCGGCCCCGCGGGGCGCCGCCGCGCUUCCGCCCACAUGGGGCGCGGCCGGCCGAGCGCGGCCGAGCGCGGCGCCGGGGCCGCGGCCGGCGCCUCCGGCAGCGGCAGGGGCGGCACGGUGGCCUGCGGCGAGUGCGGGCGGGUGCUGCCCAGGUCCGCGUUCUCCCGGGCCGCGCUGGCCGCGGACGGGGGCUCCUGCCGCGACUGCCAGCACCACUUCUGCGGCGGCUGCAACCAGUGGCUCCCGCCGUCGAGGUUCGACGCCGAGGCCCUGCGCCACCAGCGCCCGGCCAGGGCCCGCUGGGGCGCCGCCCCGCCGGGGCAGGCGUGCGCGUCCUGGUGCGCGUCGUGCGGCGAGAACGCGCAGGUUGACCGGCUGCUCAACACCCCAAAGGACGAGGUGACGCACUUCGGCGCUUGGGGUGCUGUCCAGCUGCAGCGGGAGGCCGACCACGCCUUCCUUUUAGUCUGUUGUCGGCGAGGGAUCUGCGAGCGCGUGGUGCUGGAAAAGAUCCUGGCCUUUGCGCGCGUACCGUUCGUCAUGACGUCUGGCGGUGUGCACUAUUGCGAGCUGUGCGACGAGGCGUUCGACGAGGUCACUGCUGCACGACAGUACCACAUGCGCGUCCCGAGCGCGAGGGCGCAGUGGGACGGCUGCCCAGGGCCCAGGCUGCAUUUCCACGUGGGCCAGGUGUGCGACACCGCGGCCCUGCAGAGGAGCGACAACGGCGCGUGGUUCUUCAAGACGAUGGCGCGCGUGAGGCCGCCGAAGCCUGGCGGGGGCGAGGCUGCCGCCACAGUCGCUGCAGAGGGGCAGAGCAAGUUCGAGGUGCGCUGGGCGCCCCUCGCGGCCACCGCGGAGGCCCUCGGGCCGAGCCCCGUGGUGGAGCACCUGGCCUCGCAGCGGCACUGCUCGAACCACCGCCGGGUGUCUUCGGGCGAGGUCCGCCUCGUGGGCAGGGCGGCGAUGGAGCUGGCGCGACGCUUGGAGGAGAGCCGCCCGGCACAUCUCUGAGCCGGUUCAGGGACGGCCUCGGCCUCAGGGGCCGCUUCUGCGCGCCCGCCGACGUGGGGCGCGCGAGGCUCCUGGAGCGGGUCGGGGGGCGCCAGCGGGCCAUCAAGGGCGGAAAAAACGCCCCUACCCUGGCCUACGAGGCGCUGUGCGCUGAACCUCCUGCGGGCUAACAGGGUAAACCCUGCGCGAUGUGCGGCGUCCUGGCGGCUCUCUAGGCUUCGGGCGUUCCCGGGAGGUUCACAGACCACGCACUUGUAACCCAGGGUAGGGUCGUUUUUUGCAUCCCUCAGGCCAAGCUGUCGCUGGGCGCCGACUCCACCUGGGUCUCGCCCGAGCUGCUCCUCGAGGCCGAGGAGGCCGCCGGGGUGAAGCAGCAGCGCGCCCCGAGGCAGCAGCGGCAGCAGGCCCGGCGGUCGUCGCAAGGCACGGCGGCUUGAUGCGCCCCCCUCGCUUCGAGUCGGAGGCGCGCCCGGCGCGCGCUUUUCUGCGAACCACGGCCCCUCGUGGCGUACGCCACAGGCGAGCGCGCGCGGAAGCCGGGCUGGGAGCGGGAGUUGGCCGCCGGCGCGACGUCGCCGCCGAGGCGACGCGCGGUGUACAGAAGCAGGUCGACGUGUGCGUUGAAAGGCCGCCGGAGCGCCGCCCCGCGGGGGCCAUCGUGCGCGUCCCUGUGCGCGUCGUGCGGCGAGGGGUCGGCAGGAUUGAAGCCCAGACUCGGAGCGGCUGGCCCUCCGUGCAGGCGAGGGCUUGCACCAACUUCACAAAAGGUGAAAGAAGGACCAGGAAGCCAGAUGCACUCGACGUGGGAUGUCUUCAAUCAAGGGGCCCAAGGACACACAAAUAAAUAC